Molecule: messenger RNA, 1274 nt
Organism: Tribolium madens (black flour beetle)
Lineage: Eukaryota; Metazoa; Arthropoda; Insecta; Coleoptera; Tenebrionidae
Gene: oaf
Product: out at first protein
Exons: 4
Coding region: 64-921 (285 amino acids)
Source: RefSeq, a predicted model, not a curated record
CAAUUGACGUGAUGGUUGGUGUUAUUGUAGAACUGUCAAAAUUGUGAAAAAAUACGACCGAAAAUGACCAAAAUGAAGAAUUGGCGGUGUUUUUUCAACAUCCUGGUCGUACUUUUGAGUCUCGUUGUCGAUUUUAGUGACACGCAGCUGGUUAUCAACGUCAGAAACCAGGGUGGUGACGUCGUACAAGAAAAUAUCUUCGCUAAUGUCACCGACGAUACAGUCAGCUUAGAAUUUCAAAGGUCAGAUGGGACCUUAAUUACUCAAGUUAUAGACUUUAGAAAUGAGGUGCAAAUUGUGAAGGCUCUGAUCUUGGGUGAGGAGGAGCGCGGCCAGAGUCAAUACCAAGUCGUAUGUUUCAUUUUCCAUUUCGACAAAGACUCCUUCAUAUCUUCUGACGCUAUGUCGAAAUUGCGUCAGAAGAACCCGGGUACGAUUCGAACACCCGAAGAGGACCUCGGCAGAACAAACUACACUAUGGAUUACACCGUCGUUUUGCCACACUCCGGUCUCAUCUCCCCCUUCAUCUCCGAUCUGUGUGCCGAAGCAGGCGAAGCGACUUACACGAGACACGCAGACUUGGUAUUAUGGGCAGCUGCUCAAGGCAUCCCGGAAACUACGUAUUUAACCGCCUUGAAAAAGUUCCCGUCGUCGGUGAACCACUUCAUGAGCAACAGCGUCGAAGACGACGUCCGUCCGAGCGUUUCAAGUUGCACGAACAUGAAAAAAAUGCGCUCGCCUUGUCAGUGUCAUUUAGAACUGUGCAUAGGUUGGUACCCUUGCGGUUUGAAAUAUUGCAAGGGUAAAGGUCAAUCGAAAAACUCAGUUAUGACAUACCGUUGCGGCAUCAAAACGUGCAGAAAGUGUCAUUUAUUCGCAUAUUACGUCGCGCAAAAACAACAAUGUCUGUGGGACGAAUGACCAACGUGAUGAACGACCAUCGCGGUAAUGCCUUAAUUGCUUUCAUGACAAGGACCAACAUGCCUUAGAGUAAUCUCUAGUUGUCGUAAAAAGUACUUCCAGACAAAACGGUUAUGAUUUUAUGUGCCAAAUUUGUGUUAUUGUUGUUGUUUUUGGGAGUUUUGUCCGGGAAGUCAGUUUUUAUACAAACCCCCCUGUAUAUACAAGGCGAACUUGUUACAAUCACCAGGUAUAUACAAGUGUUUAGCUCUAUGAAUGUAAGUAUUUCAUUUGCGACAGCCAAUCAUUGAUGUAAUUUUACCUACGCCGCUUCUAGUGUACCAUUUGUUUAAAUAAAUGUAUUUUUAAUAAAA